ACGCGUGCUUGCAGUUCGUCAAUCGGUUCUUUUUUUCCUUUACUGUUCUAAGCUUUAUGCAAUUUGAAAUAAACAUUAAUUAAAAUGAGUGUACGAUUGUUAAAUGUAACCAGCAAAUUGCAGGGAUUGAGUAAUAUCAGUAAACGCUUCGGGUUUCAUCCAAUUUUGGCUAAAACAGGUUAUGCAACAGAAGCAACCCAAAAACUGUUGAAACAAUCAGUUCUUUUAAGAAAUAAUGCGCUAUGCUUUCAAUGGGAUAGUCUGCAAAAUCCAAUUUACAGUGGAUAUUCUACUGCAGCUCGAACAACAACAACGCCGAAAACGCCAAUAGUCACAGUGUUAUUGGAGAAAAUAAUGGCAGUACACCAAAACACAGGUCAACUUAACUUCGAGCUAUGCGACAAAAUCAUCACGCAAUUGGAAAAGAACCCAAAUGUUUACAAUCAACUUCUUGGUGAUGAGCAGGCACAUUUCCUACUUCGUGCUUCCGGUACCGAAAUGCCAGCUUAUCCAAGUAGCACCCGUUUGGAGCUUUUUCAGCGAUUGUGGUCUUACUUGUCACAACAUGACCAGUUAAACGGAUCUCAUUAUAUAACUUGGCUGCAUGUCCUGCAGCACAAUCGUACGCCAUGCGAUGAUUUCAAAAAAUUGCUCCAAGAAUUUAACAAAUUAAAUGUAAAUAAUGAAUACGCGCUGUCCGAUAUUUAUGCAGAACUAUUGGAUACGGCUUGUGGAGCAGGGGAUAUGCAUCAAGCAACAGCGCUGCUUGCGGAAAUGCGUACACAUGACUUUCCGCUAACUGAGCGUCACUUUAAUUCGCUGUUAUGGGGCCACUCACGAAAUCAUGAUCUGGCUGGAUGCCGCUCGGUGCUCGACAACAUGAAUGCUGCUGGUAUCACGCCCAGCGCAGAAACUCACUCCUUAAUGGUGUCGGCAUACUUGGAAAAUGACGCCACCGCAAAAGCAUCGGAAGUGUUGAGUCGAUUUCAUGGACAAUUCAACGCGGCACAAGUAGUGCGUAUGCUAAGGAGUCUUCUACAUAUUCAAGCGCCGCAAAAUGAGGAACUUAUAAAGCAGCUGGUACAUGAAUUGCCCAAAGAUUUUACCGCAGGCACAGAAGUACCGAUGCCACUACGUCACUUAUGUGUGGAACUUCUACAUAGCGGAAAUCUAACGACAGUGGAAGCCAUUAUCUUCAAUUUGCCUACACCGCACUUCAACGAAAACCAAAGUAUCGACACCUUUGGCGUCUUUCUAUUGCAAGAACUCUUCCGCACUAAAUACAACGCCACAGAAAUCAUAGGGAUAGCUAAAAAACUCCAGGAUAGCGACAAGAAUACACGUGCACUGCACCUUGCCACUGAAAUAGCUCUGCGACGCAACGCCAAAUCGGCCAUGCCAUUCUUGCAGUCACUUGCUCAGCAGGAACCACUGCGCCCACACUAUUUUUAUCCAUUACUAUUGCAAAGUCAUGAACAAUCGGGCGAAGCCGGUCUCCUAAGCGUAUUAAAGCAAAUGAACUCUCUAAAUGUAACGUGCGAUCGGGAGACCAUCGCGCUGUAUGUUCUACCCAAUUUACCAAUAACACUACAGCAACCCGAAAAAGCAAUAAAGGCGCUUGAUGAAGCAGGCGCCAAACCUUCCCUGGUGUUAAUUGAAAUAGUCAUGUAUCUAUUGUUACGCCAGCGAUUUGAUGCGGCGCAUGAUUUACUUGAGUUGUACCCAACCAAAAUAAAAGUUGAGCAGUUGGUGCCAACGCUAAGCAAUGCAACUGUCAAUGUGCGUGCCACCAAGCGCUAUCAGCAAUUUGCUAAAUUGCUGGCUGUUUUAUCAAAAAAGAACGAAAAUCCCAAAGUUGACUGGAUCGGGCUGUUGCUCUUAAGCAUGGUACAAGGACAAUUGCGUCUACGAAGCGAUCUCAAAGCGCUACAACGCUUCGUUGAUGAAAUUGCCAAAUUCGGACUGGCAAUAUCGCCCGCAGCCGCCAACACCAUAAUAACAACGCUUGAGGAGCAAAUGAAUAAGGACGAGAGCCUGGCUAAGCUGAAAGAAGCGUUGCGAAAAAUUACCGACCAAAAUGUGACGCUGCUGCAAACCGCUAGCAUUGCUGGCAGCAACGCGAGCUCGACUUUCGUGAAGCAUCCACGUGACAUGACGCUCGAAGAGUUAGAAUGCCAUCUAAUCGAAUUAGAAGGUAAAGGCAUGAACACGCGUGGGCUGCUUCGCCGACUAUUGCAACUUUGUGUUCGCGAUGGACGUUUGGAACGCGCACUAGAGAUCAAAGCCAAGUGUGAUCAACUGCAAGUACAGGUCAGCGCUGGUAUGUUAGCUAGCACGCUGGAUCUUUACAUCAAAAUCAAUGAUCUGCCCAAUGCCGAAAAGUGUUUACAGAGACUAGAGGAAGAGUUCCCAAGCUUUUCGCUGGACGAACACAAGUUCAUCGACUUUGCCGCACUGCUUGUACACCACAAUCAGCUGGAGAAAGCGAAGAAAUUGCUGGAAACGCGCGCAACCACACAACGGGUCAAUGGCGGCGACUAUGUUGUUAAGAAUGUUUGGAAUUUUCUUACAAACGUCGCGCAAUUAGCCGCACAAAUGCCUGCGCUUGAACCGGAGCGCAACUUAACACGCGAACACUUCCACUUUUUGCAGAAAUUGAGAUACUGCAACGCGCACAACACGGUCUUGGGCCCGAUUGUGCGCGAGCGUUUGUUGCGCGGCGACAUUAUGGGCGCCGUAAGCGAUUUCAAAAAACUCGCCGAGCUCUACAAACACACGCCGCUUCAGUUCGAAUUGCUCUCGCUACUGGUGCGACUGAGUAACGGUCACGAACCAGCAGUCACGAAAUAUGGUGUUUCCGGCGAAGUGGCACAACAGGCAUUGAGCGAAGUGACCAGCGCCAUCUCCAAAGUACAUGGCACCUUGAACAUGAAUAGUGGUCUGCUGCUGGCCUUUGCCGAGUCCGGCACGGAUAAUCAGUUGCGGCGACUGCUCAUCAAUCCAGAGUUCCGCAUCAACGAAACUUUACUAUUGAAGAACUGCGAGUACUUGGGCGAGGAGGGCGCUGUGAGCACGCUACUGCGUUUGGCGCGUGGCGCACGCGGCUUCGGACGAGUUAUUGAUGAACAAAAUAUUUACAACAUGCUGCUAACACACUUCGCGAAGGGGAAUAAUUAUCAAGCAGCUUUAGAUCUGUACGAGCGCCUUGAAGCAGACGACGAACUGAAAAUAUCACAGGACUUCCUGCGCAAUCUAGUACAAUUGCUGCGUGUCAACAACGUAGAAAUACCCAGCAGAGUGGCGUUGCGUGCGCAGAUCAUGUAAUAAUACGUGGAUACGUUCUUGUUAGGUUAGGUUAAGUCUUAUAUAUACUUAUUUAUAAGCUACGAGUACGAAAUGCAGACGCUUUCGUUAGACUUUGUUUUAAGGCAUUUAUAAUUAGUUAAUAAAACUAGCAAACACUUAAUUGUUAUUUGUAUUACUUAAAUUAUUUUUAUUCACUAGCAAUUAAAUGCUAAAAUAUACAACAGCGCAAAUACAUAUAUCCUUGUUAUUAGUAAACUAGCAUGGACAUUCGACUACAUGGUCGUGUCUCAUCAUAUUUGCCAGCAA
Bactrocera latifrons is the source of this 3612-nucleotide messenger RNA. It is a transcript of the gene Lrpprc2, whose product is annotated as leucine-rich PPR motif-containing protein, mitochondrial. The transcript is spliced from 3 exons. NCBI's taxonomy places the organism in Eukaryota, Metazoa, Arthropoda, Insecta, Diptera, Tephritidae. The record is from RefSeq and is a predicted model, not a curated record. Gene Ontology annotation, molecular function: protein binding. The coding region runs from base 85 to 3324 and encodes 1079 amino acids.